This is a messenger RNA of Coffea eugenioides, 954 nucleotides long. RefSeq names its product zinc finger protein ENHYDROUS-like. Gene Ontology annotation, cellular component: nucleus. Gene Ontology annotation, molecular function: DNA-binding transcription factor activity. Lineage: Eukaryota; Viridiplantae; Streptophyta; Magnoliopsida; Gentianales; Rubiaceae. Bases 172 to 825 code for a protein of 217 amino acids. The transcript is spliced from 3 exons. The record is from RefSeq and is a predicted model, not a curated record.
UUUAUUCUCAAAGUCUUGAAAGUUUGCUACAAAGUGAAUCCCGCUGAUUUUUCCUGGGAAAAGAAAGGAAAAACGGAUUGUAGAGAGUAGGUGGAUAUGAAUAAUUCAUCAGCAAUGGCAACAGUCCCUUCGGCUUCUGAAUAAGCUAGUGUUUCCUCAGCUGGCAAUCCAAUGAUAGCUGCUCAAGUUGGACCCGUCAAGAAAAAGCGUAACCUUCCUGGAAUGCCAGAUCCAGAUGCAGAAGUGAUAGCCUUAUCACCAAAGACUCUCUUAGCAACAAACCGAUUUGUAUGUGAGAUCUGCAACAAGGGUUUCCAAAGAGACCAGAAUUUGCAACUACACAGAAGAGGCCAUAACUUGCCAUGGAAACUCCGGCAGAGAAACGGGAAAGAAGUUAAAAAGCGCGUGUACGUCUGCCCUGAAGCAACCUGCAUUCAUCACGACCCCUCCAGAGCACUUGGGGACCUAACUGGCAUCAAAAAACACUUCUGCAGAAAACACGGCGAGAAGAAAUGGAAGUGUGAACGGUGCUCUAAGAAGUAUGCCGUCAUCUCUGAUUGGAAAGCGCACACGAAAACUUGCGGCACCAGAGAAUACCGCUGCGACUGCGACACCCUAUUUUCCAGGCGGGAUAGCUUUAUCACGCAUCGGGCGUUUUGUGAUGCCUUGGCGCAAGAGAGCGCGCGGUCCCAAACCCAAACUUUGGCUAUAACUAAUGAGGAGGGAACGUUGAAGGUCCAGGCUCAGACGACGACGACGAGGACGUCGUCAUCGAGUCCUCCACCGUCUCCGCUUACUCCGUCAACUGGCGUGCUAAAUAGCUAAUCAAAAAAAUGUAUGAUUUUAAGACAAAGCCCCUCUUAUUAUGAAGCUUGAUUCCGUUGGAGAUGGAAGAAUCAAGAAGGGGAAAAAGGACAGUAAAGUUUGGUGGUUGGAGGAGUUUUGAGAGGAGGA